Molecule: messenger RNA, 1266 nt
Organism: Peniophora sp. CBMAI 1063
Lineage: Eukaryota; Fungi; Basidiomycota; Agaricomycetes; Russulales; Peniophoraceae
Source: the annotation of a GenBank genome assembly
AUGCCUCCAAAGCGCAAAGCAGUCGACGAAGAUGCCGGUACGACCAAGAAGGCCAAACAGUCCACGCCGCGCUUGAAGAAGUCGCAGCAGCCAACGUGGGAUGAUACCGAGAAGCCGGAGGGUGAAUGGGCGCGUAAGUCUAUCGAGCGCUGGAGCCUACUACCUCCGUACAAGGGUUAUAGCGAAGUCGCCUGGAAAAACUACUACGAACAGCGCGCAGCUCUUGACAAAGUCAACACUCCCGGUAGCGACACCGCGGAGUCCAUCGUUUCUGAGGAGCUCGGUCAAGACACCUGGAAACUACUGCGUAAGGCAGCUGACAACGUUGCUGCCGCCAUCUACGGCACCACUCUAGACGACGAAGAGCGAAAGUUUGCUAUUGCCCGUACUCUUCGCGGGUCACUUUACUAUCUUGACCUGUUUGGCAACGAUGAGGAAGGCGGUGGCAGCAACCCUCGGACCGUCAACGCGAAGACACGCCUAUACUCGCCCUUCGGUCUUGGCACCGCCAUCGACUUCGCAUAUGUCUACCACUACCGUAUGCGCAUGUCUAUGGGCUCCGAACGCUUCUCCACGCUUCUCGCGCAGGUUCGCCACAUGGACGAAAUGGAGCCGGGCAACCCUUGCGGGUGUAUCGCGGUGCGUAAGGACAAGCAUGGAAGGGAGAAGCCCGAGGAAGGCGCAGUCAAGCUGCACAACAUGAAGGGCGCGACUAUAUCUGGUACGGCGGCUAAGAACCUCACCGAGUUUGAGGAGGCUCUCUUCGAUUGCUCUGGCUGGCUAUCGCCGCGCAAGCUCUACGAUCUUCUCGCUGCCGCCGGCACUGUGGGUCAUUACCACGAAGCAUUUGGUCGGGCCAUACUGGAGAAGGCUGGCCGAGGGAAGUUCAAGAUGUACCAGGGUGAGACGGAUGGACGCAGUGAAGAGAAAGAAGACGCCGCGAAACUUGCGCAGGCAGAGCAACUCGCUGACGAGACGGACUCGCUUCCCCUACGGCUCUUGUCCCUCGCUAAGGGCCUGGGCGCCGGUGUAGAAGAUGAGCAGGGUCCGGUGGAGGAUGACGCGCCCUUGACGAUUGUACAGGGUGCCACAACUGAUGCUGUUCAGCCGCACGCCAAGGUUCAUUCUACCGCGGAACAGCAAUCCGCGCAUACCGGACUCGCGGAUCUACCUGAUGAGACGUCAGCGGGAGCUCCUGCGGAGACGAUUGCUGACGAGUACACCCCGCUGCCGGAGGCCGACAGCAACUCUUCUGCGGUGCCCUAA